Molecule: messenger RNA, 648 nt
Organism: Cylicocyclus nassatus
Lineage: Eukaryota; Metazoa; Nematoda; Chromadorea; Rhabditida; Strongylidae
Source: the annotation of a GenBank genome assembly
UAUAUGCGGCAAUGUCUAUUCUGCUUUCCGCUUUUGUUCUGCCUCUAGCGCUAGCACAGUUCCCAGGAGCCGGAUUGGGAGGUAUUGGCAGAUUCCCGGGAAGUGGUGGAUUUAUCGGCGAGCGAAGUUACUAUGUGAGAGGACGCCUCGUCUGCGGCAUUCAAGGAGCACAAGGAGCUAGAGUCUCUUUGUGGGAAAAUAGAGGUCAAGGAUCCCCAAUCAUUUACGAGGAAGCGAUAGUCGAUGCUGGCGGAAGCUUCUAUGUGAAAGCUGAGAUUCGCAACGGUAUAGGAUUUUCUGGUGCGAGUUCAAGCGGUUAUCUUAUCUUAACCAUUACCCAUAGCUGUCAGGGCCAGCGACAGAUGAGCAUCGAAUUGCCAGAAACAUACUUCAAUCAAGGCAUAGUACCCAUUAAGACUUACGACUUGGGAACGAUCAAUCUUGAGGGCAGAUUUUUGGGUGAAGAAAACAACGGCUUCGGAGGAAACACCCGAUUGGGCCGAGGUGGCAGCCACGAUUUUGGGAGAAGAUUUAACCCUGGUGGAUUUGGCAGUAGUCCAAUACACCUCUAGAACGCUUUAAAAUCUGUUAUUGUUGUAAUGCAUAUUUUAUGUUUAUUACUAAUACUGAAUAAAAAUUAACAGCACU